This is a messenger RNA of Helicoverpa armigera (cotton bollworm), 845 nucleotides long. RefSeq names its product trans-1,2-dihydrobenzene-1,2-diol dehydrogenase-like. The coding region runs from base 69 to 845 and encodes 258 amino acids. The transcript is spliced from 4 exons. Gene Ontology annotation, molecular function: nucleotide binding. The record is from RefSeq and is a predicted model, not a curated record. Lineage: Eukaryota; Metazoa; Arthropoda; Insecta; Lepidoptera; Noctuidae.
ACUUGUAAAAGGCUUUUUGUCCUCGUUUCCACCAGUAGUGUGUACUUUUAACCAACACAACGUCGAAAAUGACAAUUCGCUGGGGUAUCGUAUCAGCUAGGAAGAUUUGCAGUGACUUCGUAAAUGCUUUCAACUCUUAUGAACACAAGGGUGACCAAGCGAUAGUUGCAGUUGCUGCCAGGAAUAGGGCAAAGGCUAAAGAGUUUGCUGAAACUCACAACAUAAGCUUAUAUUUCGGUUCCUAUCAAGAAAUGGCUAGCAGUUCUGAUAUUGAUGUGGUGUAUAUUGGUGCUUUGAAUCCAUUCCAUUUUGAUCUAGCUAAACUGUACCUUACAAACGGAAAACACGUAUUAUGUGAAAUGCCCCUAUGUAUGAACAGAUUUCAAGUGGCAAGUCUCAUAGAUAUUGCGAGAAAGGAAAGACGUUUUCUGAUGGAGGGUGUUUGGUCCCGUUUCACACCCGCUUAUUUAGAAAUGGAGAAGGAGAUAAAAAGCGGAAAAAUUGGAGAAGUACUGUUUUUAGAAGCGAAUUUCGGGUUUUAUACUGAGACUGACAGGAUUAGUAAGAAGGAAUACGGUGCCAGCGCUAUCCUUGAUGCGGGGGCCUACUUACUGCAAUUAGCACUCUUCAUAUUCAAAGAAAUGCCAAAAAGUGUCAAUGUUUCUGGCACCUUGAACGAACAAGGAGUCGAUGUUUCGGAAACUAUUGUCCUGGAAUACAAAGGGGGUAAACGGGCUGUCCUUAACAGUCACACACGGCUGGAGCUGUGUAAUCAGGCGACGGUUUACGGGACAAAAGGACGGAUUACGGUAAACUUCAUCAUUAUUUUGCUUUAUUCUAUCUAG